This is a messenger RNA of Punica granatum (pomegranate), 1269 nucleotides long. NCBI's taxonomy places the organism in Eukaryota, Viridiplantae, Streptophyta, Magnoliopsida, Myrtales, Lythraceae. The record is from RefSeq and is a predicted model, not a curated record.
UCGGUGCAGUAGUUUCCAUGAUUAUCAUCCUUCGCUUGUUCAAGAAACUAAGGUCAUUGUUCUUCAAGAGACACACAAGCGAUCGAGAGAUUGAAAACUUCAUCAAGAAACAUGGAUCCUUAACUCCGAAAAGAUUCAGCUAUACACAGGUCAAAAGAAUGAUCUGUUCCUUCAGGGAGAAGCUUGGUGAGGGAGGUUUCGGUGCUGUUUACAAAGGGAAGCUGCCUGAUGGCACUCUUGUGGCUGUCAAACUCUUGAACGCAUCCAAAGGAAACGGAGAAGAGUUCGUCAAUGAGGUGGCAAGCAUUAGCAGGACUUCUCAUGUCAACAUCGUCACCCUUGUGGGCUUCUGCUUUGAGGGUCAUAAGCGGGCUUUGAUCUAUGAAUACAUGUCUAACGGGUCUCUCGACAGGUUCAUAAAUGAUGAAAAUGCCACGAUGAGAAGCCCAAGAUUGGGAUGGAACAAGCUGUACCAAAUCGCAGUGGGAACAGCUAGAGGGCUCGAGUAUCUUCAUAGGGGGUGCAGCACGAGGAUUUUGCAUUUCGACAUAAAACCUCAGAUCAUACUUUUGGACAAUGACUAUUGCGCGAAGAUAUCUGAUUUUGGGCUCUCCAAGCUAUGCCUCAAAAGGGAGAGUAUUGUAUCAAUGCUGGUCGGAAGAGGUACUAUUGGAUAUAUUGCUCCGGAAGUCUUCAACAGAAACUUCGGUGAUGUUUCACACAAAUCGGACGUUUACAGCUACGGGAUGAUGCUUAUAGAGAUGAUUGGAGGGGGAAAAAGGGUAAAUGCUGAAGCAGAUCAAAGCAGCGAGAUGUAUUUCGCCGAUCAGGUUUACCAGUUCAUAGAGGAAGGAUACGAUCAAGGUUUUUACUGCCAUUUAAUGGAAGAGGAUAAGGAAACUGAAAAAAAAAUGGCAUUCGUGGGUGUAUGGUGUAUACAAACAGACCCAAAACAAAGACCAUCUAUGAGGAGAGUCAUAGAGAUGUUGGAAGGAAGUGCAGAAGCUCUGCAGAUCCCUCCGAAGCCUUACUUAUUCUCUCCCCGUAGAUCACCAACAUAGACUCGUUGUAAAUCUCAGUAUCACUGUAACCUUGUUUUCCUAAGAAAUUUAUACUAUAGAUAUCUGGCCAAUCUCAUCCAAUAGAAGGGAAAAGAUCGAUGUUAGAUUCAAAUUCUCCUCCGAUUUAAUCAUUAAAUGGAUUUAUGUAUCUUAGUUGCAGGGAGAGUCCGGAUAUGACUGUCUCUACUCCUACUACAACCAUCAAGAC